Cyprinodon tularosa is the source of this 979-nucleotide messenger RNA. RefSeq names its product C-C motif chemokine 5-like. Gene Ontology annotation, biological process: immune response; lymphocyte chemotaxis; positive regulation of ERK1 and ERK2 cascade. NCBI's taxonomy places the organism in Eukaryota, Metazoa, Chordata, Actinopteri, Cyprinodontiformes, Cyprinodontidae. The transcript has 3 exons. The record is from RefSeq and is a predicted model, not a curated record. Gene Ontology annotation, cellular component: extracellular region. Gene Ontology annotation, molecular function: chemokine activity; CCR chemokine receptor binding. Bases 152 to 442 code for a protein of 96 amino acids.
GAGGAGGAAGGAAACAUGCUGCUUUCUGAGAACACAACUGUUUAAUGACAGGGGGUGGAAAUAUCAGCUGAAUAUAAACCCUGCAGAUCAGAUCGGUCAUUCACAGACUUCUACACCUCCAUCCAGACAACAGAACAUCAGUCCAGAAACCAUGAAGAUCCUUCUGACUCUCUGCCUCCUGACUUUCCUCUACUUACUGCGGUCCAGCUCUGCAGGUCCAGUGGCUCUAGAGGUGGGUGGGUCCAACGGUCCCUGCUGUUUACAUUACAGUAAUAUGACGAUUCCAAGAGGGAAGGUGAAGGACCUGGAGAUGUCUCCAAACCACUGCAAAAUCAGAUCCGUCAUAGUCACCACUGUGAGUGAAAAACAGAUCUGCCUUAAUCCAACCAGGAGCUGGACGAAGAAAUUACAGAAAGAGUUUGGGAAAAGAAAACUCCACUGAAGCUUGAAUCCAGGCCAGAACCAUAUUUGUUAAGAGUAUAAAUAAUAAUUUAAAAAGAAACCAUGUUUUCAUUUAUAUCUUUGAUAUUUUGCUUUUAUUUUUUUAUUAGUUCCCCUUUUUAAUAUGUACUUGUGCCUAAGAUCCUUGAAUUUAUUAUAUUGUUUGUUUUAUUGACUAAAAGCCUUUGUGAUUUUCUCUGAAUUAGAAGUGAUAUUCAAAAUACCAUCUGUCAUAAUUAUCAGUGAUGACAAACUGGACGGGUCACUAAUCGGCUCAUUAACAAUCUGAUUUCAUGAUUUUAUGGAAACUUUGGAUUCUUCUUCAUCCUUGCUUUAGUUUUGUUUGCAGUCAAACAUGUUUCUGUAAAAUUUCUCUCAGAUAAUAAGUGGUGCUCAUGUUUAGCUCUUUUUUUAAGCUGUUUACUCAACAAAGUUACUCAUUUCCAAAUGAAAGCUUUAUUUUUGUAUUUAUUGUCCUGUGUAUUUUAUUACAGACUAAUUUUAAAAUUUUCUUUUAACAAAAUAAAAAAUUUUGUAU